AUGGCCUUCCCAGGAGCCGAAGCCACAGCAAACAAGAAAACCAAACGAAGAGCCCGAACGCGAGCCAGGGCAAAAGCAAGAGCAAGAGCAAGAGCAAGAGCCGCAGCCGCAGCCGCAGCCCAGGCUCAGGCUCAGGCCCAAACCGAACCACCACCACAGACCCCAGAAGAAGGAAAAGACAAAGGCGAAGACAGCAAAGAAGAGGAUUCCUUCGACCCCCAAACAGGAGCCAGAUUAACAGAAGAACACAAGCCCCUAACCCGCGAACUGCGCCACGUAGCCCGCGCCUCCAUGCCACCCGAGUUCGCGGACGCCAAGAAGAUCGUCCGGGAACAUAUGCAGCUGUUCCUUGGAGAGAUUCAGCGCAUGGUCAAGUUGGCGCGGCUGAUGCUUUGGCUUGUUUUGUUUGUGUUGCUUGGGACGGUUUAUUUAUACAAGGGUUGCUCAUUUUUGGUCUGCUGUUUUGCUUGUGUGCUGAGUUCUUCUGGGGUUUAUUGA
Monascus purpureus is the source of this 498-nucleotide messenger RNA. NCBI's taxonomy places the organism in Eukaryota, Fungi, Ascomycota, Eurotiomycetes, Eurotiales, Aspergillaceae. The record is from the annotation of a GenBank genome assembly.